AUCUUAUUUAUUUAUUGAACAAUGGGACUUUAAACAUAAAGUUUCGUAAUUAUCGUCCGACAAAAUUUUUUAAAUUUUGUUUCGAGUUUCUUAGCUUUUUAUUUUUUUCAAAAUUGAGUAUGUCCGAGAAACCUAAGAAGGAGAUUCCCGGUUACGUCAAGUACAUCAAUGGCGGUCUCGCCGGCAUGUUGGGCACCUGCAUUGUCCAACCGCUGGAUCUGGUCAAGACCCGAAUGCAGAUUUCGGCAACCACUGGAGAGUACAAGUCAUCCAUCGACUGCAUCACCAAAGUACUCAAGUCCGAGGGUGUACUGGCCUUUUACAAUGGAUUGAGUGCCGGGUUGAUGCGACAGGCCACUUAUACGACGGCGCGAAUGGGCUUCUACCAAAUGGAGGUGGAUGCGUACUCCAACGCCUACAAGGACAAGCCGCCAGUCUGGGCUAGCAUGGGCAUGGGAAUCAUGGCCGGGGCAGUUGGCGCCUUGGUGGGUAAUCCGGCAGAGGUGGCUCUAAUCCGUAUGAUGUCUGACAACCGCCUGCCGCCGGCGGAGAGGCGCAAUUACAAGAACGUCGCCGAUGCCUUCAUCCGAAUUGUGAAGGACGAGGGCGUGACUGCUCUGUGGCGAGGAUGCCUUCCCACGGUGGGUCGUGCCAUGGUGGUCAACAUGGUGCAACUGGCCUCCUACUCGCAGCUCAAGAACUACUUCUCGCAGUAUGUGAGCGGCUUGGGUCUGCAUAUCAGUGCCGCCAUGAUGUCCGGUUUGUUGACCACUAUCGCCUCCAUGCCGCUGGAUAUGGCCAAAACUAGAAUUCAGAACCAGAAGACCGCCGAGUAUAAGGGAACAAUGGAUGUUCUUGUGAAAGUGGUCAAAAAUGAGGGUUUCUUCUCACUCUGGAAGGGUUUCGUGCCAUAUCUGUGUCGUUUAGGUCCUCAUACGGUGUUUGCGUUUAUAUUUCUUGAGCAACUCACCAAAGGCUACAAAAAAUACGUUCUGGGUGACACAUCUGAGUCCAAUAUUUGAAGUCGAUCUUACUUUAUAACUAAUCUGAAUUUAAAGUUUUUCCUGAAAUAAAUGUGUGUUAUAAAUGGGCAA
Drosophila ananassae is the source of this 1094-nucleotide messenger RNA. RefSeq names its product mitochondrial 2-oxoglutarate/malate carrier protein. Gene Ontology annotation, biological process: oxaloacetate transport; phosphate ion transmembrane transport; thiosulfate transport. The coding region runs from base 120 to 1022 and encodes 300 amino acids. Lineage: Eukaryota; Metazoa; Arthropoda; Insecta; Diptera; Drosophilidae. The record is from RefSeq and is a predicted model, not a curated record. The transcript has a single exon. Gene Ontology annotation, molecular function: succinate transmembrane transporter activity; antiporter activity; oxaloacetate transmembrane transporter activity.